Echinococcus granulosus is the source of this 7065-nucleotide messenger RNA. Its product is annotated as Nuclear pore membrane glycoprotein. The record is from RefSeq and is a predicted model, not a curated record. Gene Ontology annotation, cellular component: nuclear pore. The transcript has 22 exons. Lineage: Eukaryota; Metazoa; Platyhelminthes; Cestoda; Cyclophyllidea; Taeniidae. The coding region runs from base 1 to 7065 and encodes 2354 amino acids.
AUGCUCCUGGGUGCAUGCCUUGCUUUUCUGCUCACUUUUGGAAUCUCCUCUGCACCUGACUUUAAACUAAGCGAUUCUAAACUCCUCCUGCCAUAUUUCAGUACCGUUAGCGUUAAUUACACAAUUACUGGUUCGGGUCAUUCGUGCUACGAAUGGUGGUCGGGUUCUCCUGAAGUGGUCGCAGUUGUACCUCUUGGGGAAAUAGGGAAGAAAUGCACUGACAGAGCGUCGGUCACGGCUGUUUGGCAAUCCGCUUUGCGCCGUACCUCGACAAUAUACGCCCGUGAGUCCGUUACGAGACAUGUGCUAGAGUGUGACGUGAUUGUUGACGACAUUCACACCAUCAAGAUUGACACAACUACGCAGGAACUUUAUUUGCAUAACACGCCAGCAUCACUAGUCGUUAUUGGUUAUGAUGAAUUCGGCAACACAUUCUCCAGUCUUGAUGGCAUUCCAUUUGAAUGGAAAAUUCAUUCUGGGAGUGAAGAAGAUCUAAAAACGACGGGUGAUGGUGUACUUCGCUUCCUUACUUGGACGGAGUCUGAGUACACCACGCCAAGUCGUAUUGGCCUUCUUGAAGCUGAGGGCAUGCAAGGUUAUAUGCAACUUGUUAGUGGGCUUAGGACUGGUUCCGCUGUUGUAAGUGCGAUGCUACGUGAAUCUGCUUACAGUCAUGUGCCGUCUGCUAAAGUGCGUUUGCUUGUUAUGGCGAAAGCACAACUUAAUCCGCCAGUUCUUUACCUAAUCCCCAAUUCACUUGCACGUUUUCAAGUGAACGUCGUGCGACAAGAUACAGACAAAGGUUUGCCCAUAGGGUGUCGUAAAUUUCUUCUAGAGGUUGUAAUGCCGUCAAUGCAAUAUUAUCUUUCCGUCGCGGAUGGAACAAUAAUCGAACUGGACAGUGAUACUGGCUCAACUAUAACGGCUCAGAAAUAUGGACAAACAACAGUGACUCUUUUGGACAGAAACGUUGAAGAAGCCAUCAAAGUGCUGGAAUCUAGUAAUCCCGAUGGAAGUGACACGGAAGCCCAAAUGUUGACCCAUUAUCGGCGCCCAACCUCGAUAGCUUACGUUGUUGAGCCUGCAUAUUUCCGAUUUACCAUCCAACCCAUUGACGAAGAUGCACGGUUGUGUGUUGCGGCGGCUCGUCAGUCUCUUUCACAAGUUCCCAGCCAGAGUCCACACAACCACUGGACUUUGGAGAUCGGGAAAACAUACGAAUUGUCUCUCGACCUUUAUGAUCAAAAUAAUCACCGCAUUUUCCCAGCUGACAAUAUUCGCAUUUCAGUCGUAUUUCCGAAUGGUGCUUUUAACGUAUCGGACAGUGCGCCGAAUGGAACUACACACACCAUCGUACCGCGUAAGACGGGAAUGUUUACCAUAAAAUCAACUCUGGAGGGUGUGAUAACGAAGACAGGAGAAAUGAAACUGUUGAGCCACCCAGUUACUGGAAGCCAAGAGAUGAUUGUUUACUCAUCACUCAAUGUCUUUCCCAACCAAGUGAACAUUGCCUGGGACGUAUCGGUGAAUGUCAGCGAAGGAUAUGCCCUAACGGCGGAGGGUGGCAGUAAUGACUACGUGUGGACGGUGCUGCCUGCAUCCGGUUUUUCUUCCUCGGAGUUCCAAGCCAGCAGGGCAAACGAGGUUGUCACCGUAUCAAACGAAGGAGUUUUAUUUGCAAAGGGAAUAGGCACUGCCUUGGUUGUUGUCUCUGAUCUGCGAAACCCGAGCAUGUGCUCCCAUUCCGCAAUUCGAAUAAGCAAUCUGGCAAGCAUGAAUUUCUCACCCGGUCGCGCGGAGGUUUAUCUCCCCAGACGGCCGUUGUUCGACGAUGAAGGCCGACUUUCAUCCUUAUUAAGUGCUCGCUCCAUCUCCUUGGACUUAAAGGACCUGGUACCCGAUCCUCUAGCUGGUCAAGUGCCACUGGAUCAGCACGAAAAGACGGACAACGCCAUUCUAUCCGUGGGGUUAAAGGCUCAGGAUGUUGAAGGAAAUCUAUUAACUUACUGUCAUAACUUGCCAAUUCAAGUACGACCAAAGGAUCCGUCAAUUAUCAAAGUGCUCCCUGGUGUUCACUACCUCCCACCCUCUGCAGGGAGGUUCGACCGCAGCAGUGUUUGCGCGUUUGUCCGUGUUGUCGGCCUACGUGGGGGCAUUACGGAGCUUGAGGUAUUUUACACCUCAGGGUUGAAUUCAGAAGAACAUGAGGUACAAGCACGGUCCCCGAUCGCUGUUUACCAGGAUAUUACCUUCCUGCAUAAUGCUGCUGUCUUGGCCCUUGCUGUUGGCUCAUCGGGGCGCAUUUCUCAUAUAAAUGGUCCUAUUCCGUGGCACCUGGAUGCGGGUUCGCAUUUUGUUAAGCUGGAUCUCUCCGAACCUCCACAUGGAAAAAGAAGUCCUUCUGUACUUCAACAGCCGCAACCCUUCGUUUUGCAAGAAAACAGUAGCACACCAGGACAUAACUUUGUGCUACGUUGUGAGUCUUCGGGCAAUUUCGAAGUCACUGUUACUGUUGGAAAUCGUCCAUCCUCAACCAAUCCUUUUCCCGCCGUAUUGUCGGCUACCCUUUCACUGAUUUGUGAUGUUCCGUCCAAAAUCGAGCUUAUUCCACAUUUGGAUCUUCCAACGUUAUCCGCCGAUCUUCCUCCGUGCCCCAUCGUCAACCGUUCCUUAGGGAGUUCAGAUGACAUUAUUCCUAUUUCCAACAAUGUUCCGCUAAAUGUGGAGGUUGCUUUCAAAGGCUUUGCUGGUUACGAACUAAGCGGGGUGGAUUCAAUUGGAGUACGCACGCGUAUUACCUCGGACACGAGUAAAAUAAGUGAAAUUGUCUCCACGCCCGAGCCCGUCGUUCUUGGACUCAAGCAGAUCAGUGGUCCUGACAGAUCCGCUAAACCCCACUUUUUUGUAACACCACGCAUUUUGGGGGAGUCAGCGGGGCUACUACAUGUGCACGUAGUGGCUGAAUAUCAGUGGCCAGGAGAGCGAUCUUCUAUUCUCGAAUCUGUUCUUACUCUCAAAAUGGCUCCCAAAGUUACUAUCGAACCAAUUGAUGACUUUCAGCUUCUAUUACACCCGAAGGUAUGUUCUUUGGCUACAGCGGACAUUUGGUUUAUUGUGUAUCUACUCAUGCGUUUUCAGGCCUUUGCAAAUGUCCACCUUUCUUACGGUUCGGGAUUCUUCCAUUUCAACAUUGUAUUGCACGAUUCUACAUCUAAGCUCCCGAGUCAACCCUGCCUUUUGGUUCUGCCCUCCUCCCGUUACGAGGGUGAUGUUCAGAAAUCACAACGGGACUUUCUUUUGAGCCCAAAAUGUCUUGGCAAGGUAACGAUCCGGGCGACCGAUCUGUGCUUUUCUGGAGGAUCCACCUUUCCUGAAGAUGGUGGGAAGAAGUUAAUGAAAAUUGGACCCUCCUUUGAUGAUCGUGUGGUAUCUGUGGCACAUGCUUAUGUUCGUGCUUUCGACACGGAAAGAAACGUGCUUCCUGCUCAUUUUGUAAAUUUCCUGGAUUUGGAAGUGAUUUCCUCCUCUGGUGGCCACCCAUCUGAAACCAACCUUGUCAUGGUUGCAACAUGUCCAGACUCUCCGCCUGGCUCUAAUGGCCUGGGACUUGCAUCAAAAGGUGUUUCUGGGACUCAGUUUUGGCUCUCCAAGCCCAUUGGACACCUUGGUGCUCUUCCUGGUCUUGCUAAGCUGAAUCUUUGUGGCCAAGAACUCGGUCCCUCAAAGUUGAAAGUCGUCUCUGGCUCUGUGACUAGUAAUGUUGAAAGAGUCAAUGUCUACGCUCCAUUAAGCUUGAAGCCUUGCAACAUAAAUCUGCUGCUGGGAGCUGCGCAUCAAAUAGUAACUACCGGUGGUCCAUCUUCAAGCUCUGUGACUUUUCAAAUUACUUCUCAGUAUCCUGGACGACCCAAACUGAGCGUUAAGCAAGUUGGUGAAGAGGGCGAUAAGAAUGGAAUCCUCGUGCGUGCUGAAUUAGGUCGCGCAGGCAGCGCUACAGUGUUAGCCAACGCCACCAGUCCCACUGGCUAUGCGGGAUUAGAUACUCUCGACUUUGACGCUUGGGGUCUCACGCCGCCACCUACAAUUUUGUCUUCCAAGGCAUCCUGUCAAGUGAACGUCGUCGCUCUUUCGGGUAUUCGGAUUGGUUGUCCUCUUCCAACUCCAAGCCGUAGUGACGAAGGGCGCAUUUUGGUUGCCUCGGCCAAUGGCAACUCCAGCGUCGGUGGUGUUCCCGUUUGGGCAGAGGGUGUCGCUGCCGUCGGCGAAAACGGAGUCGCAGUCACACCCAUGGGGCUAGCCGAUAUCCAACCGCCACUGCACUUUUCCUGGCGUCUUUCGCCUCCAAUGCCAAACUCACCCGCUCACCUUUUCCACUGGCUCGGUCAUCUUAACGUUGAGCCCGACGAUACGAGCCUUUCUUCUGGUGUUUUGGUCGUCGGUGUUGCAGCUGGACAGGUAAAGCUGCACUUGACUGUCUUCACGGAGGGUGGUUUGAAGACUGGUCAGCUGACAUCGCCAAAUUCUCAUGGUACUCCACAACCAGUUGAACAACUCUCUGCCGAGAUAACCUUUUCCGUCGUGUCUCGUCUGACCUUGCUCAAUCCAUUUCGUCAAAAUCCGCGCAUCCUCGUCUCCCCCAACAGCCGCCUUCAACUGACUAUUCCAUCCCAUAUCCUUGCAGAUGGAGGUGCUCACUACUCUAUCAAAUGUCCUAGUGAUUCGCCCACGGAUAUGCUUCGGGUUACCUCCAGUGGCCUCCUUGAGUCCGGUGUCUGCAGUCGUUGUGGUGCUUGGUCUGAUUGGCGAUUGAGCCAUUGCCUUUGCCACCUGCGUGUCAACUACAACCCCGCCUCUGCAAGCAGCACAGAGGGCAACGAGCACGUUCGCCAGUCUCUCGCUCUCGAUGUAGUUGUCAAAGCGCCUCUCUACACACUUGCCCGUGCACAACCUGGACACUAUAGCCUGCCAAAAGGCAGCAGUGGCCUCCCUUUUGGUGGACCUUACCCCAUUACGUUAUCCUUCCAUGAUGAACUCGGAGAAGUAUUUGAUGCUGUCUCAGAGGAUCUACUCUCCAUACGCUUGAGCACGCAUCGCUCCGCUCUCCUCGACUACUUCGUCGAAACCGGUGGGAGCGGUUCGCAAUUCUCGGCUGGGCGAUUAAUGCUGCGACUCAUUCCACCACUUCACACCGACUUGAGCACACUACAGGCUACAACUACUCUGAAAUUGGCACAUGAUCUGCUGUCGGGAACGGAGGAAUCAGCUAUCCUUACACCAACUUACCUCACUGUUCCCAUUGGUUCCUUAUUAGACGUUCACGGUAUUUUGGAAUUUACUGUCGGUCAGUGGGCUUGCUUGCCUCUCCUUCCACAAGGAGAUGGAGUUUGGUCCUCGAGUGAUCCAAAUCUCCUGUGGAUCGAUAAUCAGUCAAAGUUCAUGCUUCCUUUGCGAGGAGGUCACGUGCAUUUGCAAUUCACCCCAAAGACUAAGACAGGAGUGCAGGUCUCCCUGUUGGGCAAGUUGACCUUGAAGAAUGUUUGCUCAAAAUCGAGUAUUCAUCUACGAUCUAGGUCCUCCUCAUCGUCAAUCAUGCCUGUUGGGUUGGACUUGGCUCAGGAGGUUCAUAUUCACUUUGCGCUUGCUCCUUUCGCUUCUGCCGGUAAUAGUUCGUGUGUCAGCGCCGUGGCGACGUCUGCCCUCUCUGAAAUUUCUCCCCUGACGUGCUCGGCUCGCCUGGAGCUGGGUGACAGCGGUAGUGGUGGCAGCGAACGGCAUCAGACACGGUGGGUGUCGCUUCCAAAUUGGUUACGCGGUUUCCUCUUGGCUGAACGCUACGCCACUACACUGAGUUUGGUGGUUGAGCCAGAUCUCAUGGCUGCAUUAGCGAAUCCCGUCGCACAAUCUGCCGAUUUCUACACCCAACUAAUACCUUCGGCCUUGGAAGAGGGAGCAUGGACAUGUGUCGUUCGAGCUGGCGACUCGAGCGACUAUUCUCGGCUGGCGGUUCUUCCUCACGACUCGCGUCUUGUAGUUGAGGUUAAGGGGAGCUGCGGAGCGGCAUCAGACAGUGCAACUAAAGAAGUCAUUACCAGGUCCGAAUUGACUUUGGCUCCCGCCUUUCGAGUUCUCGUUCCGUUAAUGCAUUUGAGCAAUGCCGUACCUCUGAAACUUACUCCGCGGGUACCAGUUGCAAACUUACUUGUCUUCAUCCCUCCGGCCACCCUGACACAAAUGGAGUCCGGGGCUAAUGCGGAGCAAGCACUGAAAGCGCGCUCACAGCGACCCGAUUUGCUGGCAAUAGCUUCUGCUCCGCGACCCGUCUACUCCGCCAGCCAGGUAAAGACUGCUCUUGAGCACAUGGCUGGUGAAUACGGCCAUUCCAGUGGGAUGGGGGGUCUGUUUCACAACCUAAGCCUCAUGAUGGAGAAUGAGGCUCAGGCCUCCCCCGAGCAGGCUUUCGGUAAUGGACUUAUCUGGAUCAUUGGUAUCAAGUCGCUUCCCACCAAAGCAGCCGUGGACACGACAGUGGAGGUCGUGUUGAGUCUGAAGGUGACAGGUCAGCACAUAUCGGUGCCGAUUCACGUCCAUACGCGCGGUCUUCGGGCCGGUGAGCUACCUGAGAUCGAGGGCGAUGGGGAGAAUGAGGCGGGCUACGGCCUAUUUCGUGAGGUCUUUUGGGCUAAUCUCUCUUGGCUCAAUCUCCUUCUCCUCGUCUUCCUCACUAUUCUCCUCCUACUUGCAUCCCAUGUGGUAACACGCAGCCUCAGCGGUUCUGGACUUGGAGGUGCCGAUGAGCAGAAGAAUCUACCCCCACUGUCCAACACCGAAGAUGCGUCCAGCCGUGGAAGCCCUCGACUGUGGAGCCAGGGCUUUGGGCUGCAUGGCAGAGGGAGCCUCGCCCCACCGACCCAUAUCCCACCGAAAUUCCGCACCUUAGCCGACUCAGCCUCCUCGCCCUUUGGCGACACCUUUGGGUUCUAUAAUGCAGAGCAAGCUAGUGCUACCAGUAGAUUUCGAGUUUCCUCACCCUCACGUCUGCGUGAAGCAUUCGAUAACAGUCUUUAA